UAUGAAAUCACCUGUUCGUAAAGAAAAGAAACAUUAAACUCACAAUCCAUCUUCUUAAUAGGAUUAAUUUCAAUAGAAGUUACUUUAUCCAGGAUAGAUUAUAGCAGGAAGAUUUAAAUUAAUAGAGAAAGUUGGACAAGGUAGUUUUGGAUCGAUUUUUAAGACAGAAAAUAUAGAGACAGGUGAGAUAUGUGCAUCAAAAUUUGAAAAGAGAGAAUCAGCAAAAAAUAAUGUAAGUUUACUGGUAAGAGAAAUAAAGAUUUUAUUGGAAUUAAAAGGGAUAGCAGGUAUAAAAUUGAAUUAUGUAAGGGUUUCCUUAGAUUCUACAUUAUGGAAGAGAUGAGAAUUAUAAUUUCUUUAUGAUAACAUAUUUGGGUUAGAAUUUGGAAUAUUUGAUUAGAAAAACUAAGAAGUUCUCAAAAAUGAAUUGUUUAAGAAUUGGAUUACAAUUAUUAGAUAGAUUAGAAUAAUUACAUUUGAAGAAUUUAAUUCAUAGAGAUUUGAAACCAGAAAAUAUCGUUAUAGGAUGGUAAGAUAUUGAUAUUGUCUAUCUAAUUGAUUUUGGAUUAUCUAAAUAUUACAAAGAUAACAAUGGAAAUCAUAUACCAAUGGUUGAUAAGAAAGGUAUAAUUGGAACUGCUAGAUAUGCUAGUAUUGGAGCACAUUUAGGUGAAAUAUUUUCAAUGUAAUUUUAGGUAGAGAGUAAUCAAGAAGAGAUGACUUAGAAUCAUUGGCAUAUGUAUUAAUAUAUCUGAAUAGAGGUAAAUUACCAUGGAUGAAUUUACCUAUACAAGAUAAAUCUCUUAAAUAUACAAAAAUACUUGAAUAAAAAUAAACUAUUUCUCAUGAAAAGUUGUGUGAUAAUCUACCUAAAUGUUAUUAUCUUUUAUUACAACAUGCUAAAUCUCGAGAAUAUACUGAAUAACCUAAUUAUGCAUUUAUUAAAGAGUAAUUUUCAAAAGCAUUAGGUGAUUUAGAAUAUAUUGAUAACAUUUCUUUUGAUUGGGAGAAACUACCUGAAAUGAAAUCUAAAAAAUCAAGAUAAUCUAAUUCACAAAAAAAAAAAACUGAGAAAAAACCAAGAAUCUCCAUUACCAAAGAAUAAACCAUCGUUUAAGAAACUAAACAACAAUAACAACAACUUCCUUUGUAAAUUAUUUAAUAAUAAACUCAACAAAAAAGUCAGGUUUCCUUUCUCAAUGUGCCUGAUUUAGAUAGUUAAUCACCAGAUAAAUAAUCAGGACUUGAGAGAAAAAGUAGAGGGGUAAUAUAUUAUUAAUCAUUCAGUAUUUAAGUAGAGGUAGUGCAGGAACUACUAGAUUAAUGAAUUAUGAUCUUAGUUAAAUAGAAGAAGAUGAAAAUGAUGGAGAUAAUCAAAAUCAUACUCCUUAUCUUAAUUAAAAAAAAUAGAGAAAGGAUUUAAAAAGUUUUUCAGUCAUGUCAGAAAACCAAGUAUUAAAAUUUACUUCAUUUUGCAAACAAGCUGGUAAAAACAAUAUAAAAGAACAACAAAUUCAAGAAUUGAAUUAAAUCUAUGGUUCAUUUGAUAAUCUAGACUUAAUUGCAGAUGAUGAAAUACACAUAUAAUUUAAUAAUAUUGGAGCUUUUUCCUUUAAAAAACAUUGA
Messenger RNA from Paramecium sonneborni, 1626 nucleotides. NCBI's taxonomy places the organism in Eukaryota, Ciliophora, Oligohymenophorea, Peniculida, Parameciidae. The record is from the annotation of a GenBank genome assembly.